AUGGACCUACAUGAUUUGCCUAUUGAAGAAAAAGAUGAAAACGAAAAGGUAACUGAAGACAACAUUUUCCUGAUGCUCGACUUUGAUGAAAUCAGCGACAAACUUAAGGUGAGCAUCGCGUUUUCGGAGAAGGGACCUCUUCAGACUGUCACUGAACGUAAUGAACAAACGGAUUUAAUUCAGGUGAGCCCACUGAACUUUCCCUUACCUGUAACUAUGCCCAAAACUACAUCAAUGAAAUUACCAAAAUUUUCUCUUCCUACUUUCAAUGGUAAUAUUUUGAAAUGGCAAACUACUGUGUCGCAGCACAAAAACAUUGAAGCUCCAAGACAAGCUACUGUGUCGCAGCACAAAAGCAUAGGAGCUCCAAGUCAAACUACUGUGUCGCAGCACAAAAACUUUGAAGUUCCAAACCAAACUACUGUGUCGCAGCCCAAAAUCAAUGAAGCUCCAAGUCGAACUACUGUGUCACAGCACAAAAACUUUGAAACUUCAAACCAAACUACUGUGUCACAACACAAAAACCUUAAAGCUCCAAUCCAAACUACUGUGCCACAGCCCAAAAUCUUUGAAGCUCCAAGCCAAACUACUGUGUCGCAGCCCAAAAACUUUGAAGCUUCUAGCCAAACUACUGUGUCGCUUCCCAAAAACUUUGAAGCUCCAAUCCAAACUACUGUGUCGCAUCACAAGAACAUUGAAGCUCCAAUCCAUUCUACUGCGUCGCAUCACAAGAACAUUGAAGCUCCAAGCCAAACUACUGUGUCGCAUCCCAAAAUCUUUGAAGCUCCAAGCCAAACUACUGUGUCGCAUCACAAGAACAUUGAAGCUCCAAGCCAAACCACUGGUUUGGAGCUAAAGAACAACAAAGAGAGCAUGAAGGUUAUCACCCCUUUAAAAAGCAUGAAUCGCCAAACUCAAACUUCAUUUCUAAGUACACUAACGAAAAAAAAUGCUAAGAAGAAAAGUAAGACUUAA
Messenger RNA from Macrosteles quadrilineatus (aster leafhopper), 975 nucleotides. RefSeq names its product rho family-interacting cell polarization regulator 1-like. Lineage: Eukaryota; Metazoa; Arthropoda; Insecta; Hemiptera; Cicadellidae. The record is from RefSeq and is a predicted model, not a curated record. The transcript has a single exon. Bases 1 to 975 code for a protein of 324 amino acids.